AUGGGCACGCUAGCCACUAAUCUAGCCGAUCUACCGGUCGGGCUGUUCCGCCAAUUGUGCGACUGCCUGAAUGCUGGCCAGCUAUGGGUGAAGCUGCUCGACGGGGAGAAGUCAAAUGUAUACUAUUUGAGCGCCGACGAAAUGGAGCGGUACGCCAGGUUGCCCGAUCCGGCCGAGACGCUGCUUAGAAUCUGGGGAACGCGCGGUCAAACCGUGCAGCAUUUUCUGGUUCGCCUGCAGGCAUUGUCCAGGGUGCACCGCGAACUAAUGGACCGGCCGCAAUUGGUGCUGAACCGGGCUUUUAAAGCGGUACGAUGGGCGAAGAGCGAGAAGGUCGAGAUUUCGAUCAUUUCUGAUGGCACCGAGAUGCAGCUCGUUUGUAAAGUGAUUGGUUUCCCCUAUCCUCGAUUCCAAUGGCUUUGCGGAGGGGUGGCGAUGGACGGCGUCAAUACGGAUACGUUGAUUUUACCAAGAUGCAAAUGCUCGACGGUAGCCCAAUACAACUGCAAGGCGUGGAACGAAGUACCGCCCGGCCUGCCGAAUAGCGACCACUAUCGAAAGCCGGGGAAGAUGUAUAGUUCCGAUCUCGAAUCCGGCGUCGUAGAGUUGGAGGCGUUCAUUGGCGACGACAAUCGGUGCGAACAAUGCGAGAGUCAGGAGUAUCAGAAGCUUUGUGAGACGAUGGGCACGCUCAACCAGGCCGAGACCGAAACACCGACACCAGCGCGGAGAGUGCUGGACACGGUGGCGAGUCUGCAUGCGACCGAUAAGGUGGCUCUGAUCAUCUCAAAUUGUUCGUAUCGAAACUUGCCCGAGUUGGUGACGCCCUUGUGCGACGCGGAAGCGCUGGCCCAGAGCCUACAAGAUAUCAAGUUCAAAACGGUGACCCUGGCUGAUUUGACGUUGGAGGAGAUGCAGAAGAUUGUGCGCGAGUACAAAAAACUGCUGGGCAACGGAGUUUACGCGGUCUUCUACUUUGUCGGCCACGGUUUCGAGGUGAAUGGACAGUGCUAUUUGUUACCAAUUGACGCUCCUGAAGACGCGCAUACUCCGGAAAAAUGCGUCAGCAUGGACUGGGUGCUCAGCGUCUUCAACGAUCAGACCCCGGCGCUGCAUCUGAUUCUGCUGGACGUGUGCAGGAAAUUUUUGCCGCUUGAAGCGGUGAAGGGCUUUGUCGACUACGCCGAGCAGUUCAAACGUCGGCUUCGACCAAAUCGGAACACAAUCUAUGGAUAUUCAACAAGCGGCGGCGUCGGCGCCUACGAGGUUCGCGGGGAAAUCAACGGCGUGUUCAUGAAGUAUUUGAAGAAUCACUUGCCGGUGAAUACGUCGGUGAUCGACAUGUUGAAUCGGGUUUUUAGAGAUAUUGAAAACGAUGCGCGGGUGAUGGCCGUGCAAAUCCCUGAGCUCAGGUCGACAAUGACACAACCAAGGAGUCUGCACGACGAGUUGAUUUUCGAUGGGCACACCGCAUCCUACGAUCAUCACACGAUACAUUGGCGGUUAAUGCACGAACUUCCCAAUCCAGUCAUCGUGCGCUUUCACGAACACAAACUGAAGGCCACCGUCUUUUUCGACUUUUGCGGCCACUUCACCAACAAGGUCUAUGUCUACUCCUCAGUGGGUGAUAUUUUGAGGGAAGAAGACGUUGAUGAAGAGGCGCCUUUGUCGGAAAAUGCCAGGUCGCACCUGGCGUUACUCGAAUUUCCGGAUUUCGUCACCGUGUCAAAAGCAAGAAUUUUUGAAGACGAUGAAGAAGGGGUAUCCGUCAGGGUUCUACUAUCUCACCUGCAGCGCUUCAAGGGAGAAGUGAGCUGCACGGUGAAUUUGUGCAUAAAGGACAAGGACAAGCCGGGUGAUGUCGUCGCCACUGCCGACGCGGAACUGGGCCAUGUGCUCAUCACAAGAUUGGGGCUUCUUCGC
Molecule: messenger RNA, 1923 nt
Organism: Mesorhabditis spiculigera
Lineage: Eukaryota; Metazoa; Nematoda; Chromadorea; Rhabditida; Rhabditidae
Source: the annotation of a GenBank genome assembly